AUGAACUUCUACUUCGAGGCCGCUAAAACACUGGACCGUGUCGAGGCAAAACAUGGAUCUAUCAAGGGCAUCAUUGCGACUCUUCCAGAGAAAGACAGGAAGAGAACUGCUGCUCUUGUCAUUGAGACCUUGAAAUUCAAAUCUGUUCUGAAAGAAGUAAUCGACAAGUCAGAAUUGAUGAAGGAAGAGCGCAAGUUGACUUCCAUGAAUCUCGUCUUGGUUCUUGUUCACGAUCUACUUCUCGCGAGAGGCAUACAAGCUGGCGAUGGACCAGUUAAGCAAGCCAUCCUCCGACACAAAACCCGCUUGCAUGGAGAGUUUCAGAAAAUUAAGAUCAAGCGUGGUGUGGUUUCGAAUGAGCAGCUUGCUCACAACGGAGAUGAACGAGCAGGGCUCAUACCGCGGUAUAUCCGCGUAAACACGAACGUCGGAACAUUGGAAGAAGUAAUCAAGUCCUUGACGUCCGGAGGGUUCGUUCUCUGCGACCCUUUCUCCUUGAAGAAUGGUUUCUCGAAAGACCCCCAUGUGCCGGAUCUGCUCUCGUUUGCUCCGAGCACAUCGUUCCAUGACAAUCAACUCUAUGCUGAUGGUAAAAUCAUCCUUCAAGACAAAGCUUCUUGCUUCCCAGCAUUCGUACUUUCACCUCCCGCGACGGACGACAGUGUCGUGAUCGAUGCUACUGCUGCACCUGGAAAUAAGACCUCACAUCUCAGUGCUCUUAUGCAGAACAAAGGAAAGCUAUUUGCAUUCGAACGAGAUCGCAAACGCUUCUCGACCCUCAAAAUGAUGCUCUCAAAGGCCGGUUGCAGGAACGUUUCGCCGAUAAAUGCCGACUUCUUGACGGUGGAUCCCCAUGAUGCUCAAUUCAGUUCGGCGACCCACAUCUUGUUAGAUCCCUCCUGUAGUGGUUCAGGAAUUGUGAACCGUCUAGACCAUCUCGUUGAAACAGAAGCAGAAGACGACACAGCCAAAGAUGAUCGUCUGGACAAGCUGGGGGCUUUCCAGUUAUCGAUGAUUACGCACGCCAUGAGGUUUCCUAACGUCAAGAAAAUCGUGUAUUCUACAUGCAGCAUCCACGCGACGGAGAACGAACAUGUUGUCCACAAUGCGCUCAGCUCUGAGGAAGCGAAGGAUGGGUCAUUCAUCCUUGCGCCCCAGCAUGAGGUCUUGCCUACAUGGCCGCGACGGGGGUAUCCUGACGAGAUCGAUCCAGAGUAUGCCUCUUGUCUGGUACGAUGCUCACCUGGUGAGGACGCCACGAACGGGUUUUUCGUCUCGUGCUUUGUGAAGAAUAUGGAAACCCCCACGAAGAAAAGGAAGGUCGGCCCAGUCCAUGAGCCUGAGCAUACUGGGUCCAAAUCACGCAAAAAGAAAAAGAAACGCCUCAAAACGGACGCCUCUAAUUGA
Cyclocybe aegerita is the source of this 1407-nucleotide messenger RNA. The record is from the annotation of a GenBank genome assembly. Lineage: Eukaryota; Fungi; Basidiomycota; Agaricomycetes; Agaricales; Hemipholiotaceae.